Ictalurus punctatus (channel catfish) is the source of this 1901-nucleotide messenger RNA. RefSeq names its product DUF3585 domain-containing protein. The transcript has 6 exons. Bases 139 to 729 code for a protein of 196 amino acids. Lineage: Eukaryota; Metazoa; Chordata; Actinopteri; Siluriformes; Ictaluridae. The record is from RefSeq and is a predicted model, not a curated record.
UACACACACGCGCGCGCGUGCACGCGGCCACUUACAUGCAUGCAAGCGAGUGUGAUGCACGUAUCACAGAGUGACAAUUUAAUUCAUUAAGGCUAUUUUUUAGAAAGUCGUGCUUUUAAGCGGAAGCGCUCUGGCAGAAUGCAGAAAGAGCGCAGAUGUGGGAAGCUGUACGGCUCUGUGUCGAGAGUGGACCCGGGAGAGGACGCGCACAGAACAGUUCCUCCCUCAGAUGAAGACGACGUUGUGUCCAUGGCAGACUCCACCAUCACUGUGGAUGACAUUGAGGGUGAGCUGUUCAAAAUCGAGAGGAUACGAGAUGUGCUGGUGCGGAGAGAGUCUGAGCUGAGAUACAUGAUGGAUGAUAUUCAGCUAUGUAAAGAGAUCACAAGGCUUAAAAAAGAGCUGCAGAAAUUGGUAUCGAUCCCAGAUAAAGACAAGUCCAGUGAAGACCGGCAGCGUGAGGAGGAGCUUUUGCAGCAGAUCCAUAAGCUGGUAGAGACUCGGGACUUUCUGGUGGAUGAUGUGGAGUUUGAGAGACUGAGGGAGCAAGAAGAGGACAAAGAGAUGGCUGAGUUCUUACGGGCAAAAUUUCCUGCAAGCACUACCAAGAAAAUUUCCACUCAGAAGAGAAGAAUGACCUCUAGGGCCCAGGUCUCAUCUCCAAAAGUGACCAAGGCUGGCCUUACCCUUCUUAAAGAAUGCUGCGGUUUUACCUGUUCUGUCAUGUAGAAAAGAGAUGAUGAGAGUGACAACAAAAAUGAGAAAAGAAGUGAGAUAAAACAAAAAAGAUGGUGAAAAGUCCAACAAAAGUGCAGAAGCAGAAGAAUUGAUCUGUAGGCAAGAUGCUUUUUACACAACAGUAUAUUUUAUUAGGUAUUGAGGAUUAGUCUCAUUAUUGAUGUACAAAUUGUGGAAAUUCUUUUUAAAAUCAACAAUGAGAUAAACAUUAUGCAAUGUGAUUCAAGUGAAUUUAUUGUAAUUAUGCAGCAGUGUCUGUCUGUCUUUCUGUUGGUAAGAAGUGUACAAAGGUCAAUUUAAACCCUUCGGUAAUCAAUAGUUUCAAUUAACAGUAUUUUCCCUUGUUGUCUGUCCUUGUGAAAAUGGGGGGAAAAGAAGGUGGCUUUGAGUUGCAUCAGCUUUUAACUUCGCUAUAUUAUGUUUGGCAGUGCAAGCUUGGUGUGUUUGCAAUGUUCUGACUCUGAAUACAGCUCUGUUUUAACUCCGCUUCAACCACUGUCAUGUCCUUGAGAGAGAGAGAGAGAGAGGAGAGGAGAGGGGAGGGGAGGGGAGGGGAGGAGAGGAGAAGAGAAGAGAGAGGAGAAGAGAAGAGAGAAGAGAAUGAGUAACAAGAAAGAGAUUACAGUACAAACUAACCAAGUAGAAUCAAAAGAAAUGGAUGCAUGGACUAUACGCUGAGGGGAUAUAAGCAGAAUCAAGAACGGAAGUUAAAACAGAUUUGAACAUAAUUGUGUGCUAUUAUGUACUACAAUGCUUCAAUAUUUUUCUGAUCUGAAGCAUCGCUAUGCUAAAAACUGGAGGUCAGGUAUCACACAUGCUGUUGUUUAUAAUUGAUUUUAAUAGGCUGCACAAUCCAUAUUGUGAAUAACAUAUUCUAUAUAGACAUAAAAAACAAAACAAAAAAAAACAUGCUGAAUUAAAUAUAUUAAACCUCUGUUUUGUCAGCGGCUGUGAAGUUCCACCUAUUUUCAUGGCUUCUUUUAAGUGUAUUGUGCUCUUUUUCAUCUCUAACUGUGUUAACUACUGAAUGUGAAGACAGCAACUAGCGUUUGGUUUGUAUCAAAGAAGAUUUCUUCCCUGUCUUUACCUCAGCAGUUUGUAAAGUUUGAUGUUUUUGGUGGUCAUGUAAGUGUCACUAAAUGAAAUUUUUCAGUAAAGAAACU